Quercus robur (English oak) is the source of this 2255-nucleotide messenger RNA. Its product is annotated as squamosa promoter-binding-like protein 6. Lineage: Eukaryota; Viridiplantae; Streptophyta; Magnoliopsida; Fagales; Fagaceae. Bases 199 to 1875 code for a protein of 558 amino acids. The record is from RefSeq and is a predicted model, not a curated record. Gene Ontology annotation, molecular function: DNA binding. The transcript has 5 exons. Gene Ontology annotation, cellular component: nucleus.
GUUAAAAACUCUUUAAAUAUUUGUAGUUCAACUCUCUUUCUCUCUCUCUCUAAAAAUAGCAACCACCACAACCUCUUUCAUGGAGUUUGGGACACACUAAAAUCUCUUUCACAAAGAGUUCUGUCUGCCAUAGCCCCACACUGCAAAACCACUAUUCCAGUACAUUGUCUCAUAAAACUGUGAUUCUGUUGCAUAAAAAUGGAGUCUUGGAAUUGCGUUUCUGAAGGGAAGGAGUUUGAAUCCGAUGAAACAAUUUUACCUACUAAUAAUUCACUCUCAAGAAGUAAGAAUUGCUUGCUGGGCUGGGAAUUGAGAACCCCAUGUAGUUUUGGCAACGACUUGUUAGUCUCAAGUCAACAGGCUGUUGAGAAUCAGCGAUUUGGGGAAUUGGGUUUUCCAGAGAUGAUUGGGAGACAACUAAACCACAAUUCCACCAGUGAAGUUGUGAGAAGUAGUAAGGUUGGUGAACAUGUUGUUAAUCCGGUUAUGUCUAUGCCAAAUGGAUUUUCUGGCGAAGAUGAUUCCACUUCCAAGCUCUCAAGCUCUGGGGCGGACUCAAAUAGUAGGGAUUAUUCGUUCAUUGAUUUGAACCUUGGGCGCCUUGCUGAUAUUAGAGAUGCUCAUAAUUCUAAAUUUUCUAAAGGAGCUCCCAUUUUGUUAUCUUCAUCUGAAUCAUCUUCACCUGCAAAGAGAGUUCGAGCAUCCAGUAUGCAUUCACAAACUUCCUUCUGCCAAGUUUAUGGCUGUCAUAAAGACCUCAGCUCUUCUAAAGACUACCACAAGAGGCAUAAAGUUUGUGAGAUUCACUCAAAGACUGCCAAAGUUAUCGUGAAUGGCAUUGAACAGAGGUUUUGUCAGCAGUGUAGCAGGUUUCAUUUGCUGGCUGAAUUUGAUGAUGGUAAGCGUAGCUGCCGUAAACGCCUUGCAGGCCACAACGAGCGUCGGAGAAAGCCUCAAGGUAUUCACACUGGGAGGGCCGGGAGAUAUCUGCAGUCAUAUAAUGACAUUGCAGGUAGCAGAUACCAGGGAAGUCCUUUAACAACGACAUCCUUUGUUUGCCAAGAGAUCCCCCCUAGUGGUCUUUUUCAACCUGAGAAAUAUGGAACUAGUGACUGGUGUAGGCAUAUAAAAAUUGAAGGUGGGUCUGAUUAUAGGCCUAUGACAACCUUUCCUAUUACCAAUGGGAAUCAGCAUUCAAAAUCCCUCUUCCCUACCUAUAGCAUAGAAAAACAGUUUCCCCCUUUUCAUGACAGUGGAGCUAAUACUACAACAGGAAGCAUUUUCAGUGAGAAUGUUAGUCAAUAUACACAUGACAUAGGAGGCCAAAAUUCUAGCUCACGUUCUUUUUUCCAGAGCACCUCAGGAAGUGAAGACUUCAGUGUUUUUGAUGCAGCAUCAACCGCUCAAGGAUUAUCGGGAAUUUCAGACUCUGGUUGUGCUCUCUCUCUUCUGUCAUCUCAAUCACAGAACUCUUCAAGCCAUUCAUCUGGAAUCCCCAUGGCUCGUCCAUUGAUCAUGCCAGGUAGCCACCCCCAUUAUGGCAUGAGUCGAGUCUCCGAGAAAUUCAUAGGAGUAAGCUCACAAGCUUCCCCUAGUGGAGCGUCAAAUAAGUUCAUUUCAUCAGAAAUGAAUUCUGCAGAAGAGAAUCACCUUGGUCAUGUGUUUAUAUCUGAUAGUAGUGAUGCUAUCAACCUUGAAAUUACAGAUGGGAUUUUCCAAGGCUCUGAUUUUUUGCAUUCCAGCGAUCGCCAUUCCUGUGAAAGUGGACCUACCAUUGACUUGCUUCAAUUGUCAUCAGAACUCCACCGAGUGGAGCAUCAGAGGCAAUCCUUGCAGGUUAAGCAGGAAAAUGAUGCUCAGCAAGCAAGGGACUGAAAGGUUGCACUUGUAUUCAGACAGGGAGAAAGGUAUCAUAGAAUGCUGCAGAACAUAAGACAACCUAAAUUGAAGAAAUAACAUGGAUGGAUGUGCUAAAGAGAAGCAAGGGAAGAGUAAGAAUAUUUUAAAUCAUUCUUUAGAGUGGCUAACAAAGUUGUAUAAGCCUGUUAAUUCAAUUAGGUAGUCAUUCUUUAGAGUGCUAAUGGCUCCAAAAUUGAAAAUUUCACCUGUAUGAGAAGUGUGAACUGAUUAGGCCUCUACAGUCCAAUCAUUUUUAGUUUUUGAAAUCCUCUUAAAAAAUGGCAUUACAACUCUAGUCUUCCCACUCUCAAGCAUUAGUAGUUUAUUAAAUAAUGAAUAAAAUUCUCAUUCCCACA